AUGGACUACGCGACCGACGAGCAACAAGCCGACUUGGCAACUCUCAACUUCAAUCUCAACGUCGACUUCUCGAAACUUUUCAACUGGAAUGUCAAACAACUCUUCGUCUAUCUUGUCGCCGAAUACAAGACGCCAGUUAAUGAAGUGAACCAAGUCGUGCUGUGGGAUCGAAUCGUCGAACGAUCGGAGCGUGUUGUGAUGGAUGAGAUCGGAAUAAAACCAAAAUACUACUUUUUGGAUGACGGAAGCAAUUUGUUGAAACACGAGAAUUUCACUUUCGUUUUGAGAUACAACGUCAUCCUAAACGCCGGAUACCUCCGUCUCGUCCAAUCGUCCGAUCAAAUUGUCGUCCCAUUCCCAUCCACCUACAGUACUACUAGACGAUCAUAA
Caenorhabditis remanei is the source of this 390-nucleotide messenger RNA. RefSeq lists its product as uncharacterized. Bases 1 to 390 code for a protein of 129 amino acids. Gene Ontology annotation, biological process: protein targeting to ER. Gene Ontology annotation, cellular component: signal peptidase complex; membrane. The transcript has 3 exons. NCBI's taxonomy places the organism in Eukaryota, Metazoa, Nematoda, Chromadorea, Rhabditida, Rhabditidae. The record is from RefSeq and is a predicted model, not a curated record.